Acaulospora morrowiae is the source of this 254-nucleotide messenger RNA. The record is from the annotation of a GenBank genome assembly. Lineage: Eukaryota; Fungi; Glomeromycota; Glomeromycetes; Diversisporales; Acaulosporaceae.
CACAUUUGAUACUUUCAUAAACGCACUUGCUGAAAGUCAAUGGGAACUCGAACAUCUCUUUAUAAUUGAUAAAGAAGAGGAUUCCCAGUGUGUUGGUCAUCGCGGAUAUUCUUCUCAUUAUCCCGAGAACACGAUGCUUUCUCUUGAGCAGGCAAUUCUCCUAGGUGCAGACGGAAUUGAAUCUGACGUUCGCUUGACCAAGGAUGGUCAAGUAAUUAUGAUGCAUGAUACGACUUUGGAUAGAACGACGAAUG